Messenger RNA from Gopherus flavomarginatus (Mexican gopher tortoise), 2387 nucleotides. It is a transcript of the gene AQP6, whose product is annotated as aquaporin 6. Gene Ontology annotation, biological process: transmembrane transport. The transcript has 4 exons. Bases 19 to 819 code for a protein of 266 amino acids. The record is from RefSeq and is a predicted model, not a curated record. NCBI's taxonomy places the organism in Eukaryota, Metazoa, Chordata, Testudines, Testudinidae. Gene Ontology annotation, molecular function: water channel activity; nitrate transmembrane transporter activity. Gene Ontology annotation, cellular component: apical plasma membrane; plasma membrane.
UGUCGGGCUCAUGAGAGGAUGUGGAAGGAGGUACUGUCUGUGACCUUUUAUCGGGCUGUCUUCACUGAGUUCCUAGCCACCUCCAUCUACGUCUUCUUCGGCCUGGGCUCAGUCCUCCCGUGGCCCUCAGCCCUCCCCACCAUCUUACAGAUCUCUAUUACCUUCAACUUGGCUGCAGCUACUGUGGUCCAGAUUGCCUGGCAUGUCAGUGGCGCUCAUGUCAACCCAGCUGUGACUAUGGCCUUCCUGCUUGGCUCUCGUAUCUCUUUGGCAAGAGCUGCUUGCUAUAUGGUUGCCCAGCUGGCUGGAGGCAUCGCUGGAGCAGCCACGCUGUAUGGAGUAACGCCUGCAGAGGUCCAAGGAAGCUUAGGCAUUAACACGGUGCGGAGCAACAUCACUUCUGGACAAGCAGUUGCUGUUGAGCUCAUUCUCACCUUUCAGCUGGUUCUUUGUUAUUUUGCUUCCACCGACAGACACAGAAAUGCCAACUCCCCAGCCACAUUCAUUGGCAUAUCCGUUGCCCUGGGACACCUGAUUGGGAUCUACUUCACUGGCUGCUCCAUGAAUCCUGCAAGAUCUUUUGGCCCUGCUGUCAUAGUCAACAAGUUUACUAUCCACUGGAUUUUCUGGGUGGGUCCCAUGACAGGCGCGAUUCUUGCUUCUCUGAUAUAUAAUGUACUUCUCUAUCCUGACCUGAAGAGUCUCUCACAGAGGCUGGCAAUUCUAAAAGGCACCUUUGAAAUGGAGGCAGAAGGUAUGGAAGAAGCAAAGCAGAACAGGCAGCCUGUGUCAUUGGUCAAUGUCAUACAAAGGGUUUAAUCACACAGCAUCCCACAGACAAGUGGGUAUUCUAGAGUUGGCCAGGUACUAUCCCAUGAGCUGACAGAGCAUGAUAUUUGAUGGUAUCUGGUGGGUGCAGGAUCAUGGUAGGAAAAGACCUAAGCAUAGACAACUCGUGCCUUCUCAUGCGGGGGGGGAGGGGGGAACACACCAUAAAGGGGAGGACACAUGAUGGCCCCAUGGUGUUUCCUUCAGGAGAAGCUUCCAGCCUCAUCUUCCUGGGCCAGGGCAGCCAAUCCUGCCAGCUCCUGGUGGGGGUUGGGGCCACAGCAGUGAGCAGCACAUGCCUCUGGGCCCGCCUGGGCCCAGCCCUGGUUGAGCAGAGGUCAGGGAACCUGCUCCCAGUGCCUUCCCUAGUGAUGCCCCACCCUGAGCCCAGUCUGAGGACUGCCACGCUUUCCCCACCUCACCAGUUACCUGCGGAGUGGGGGUGGAGACUCUGUCCUUCUCCUGCUCUGCCUCCCCUGCCCCCAGCACAUUCAUCCACUGUCCCUGGCAGCAGGGUAUAGGUAGGGAGUGGGACAGAGCUGCUUCUCACAUGGCUGAAGGUGGCUUUUCAGGGUCACUGCUCUGUGCAGUGCAGCGGCUGCCUAAGAGAGCCCGGCUGGAGAGGUAGCAGCGGCAGCUCCACUCCGCACUCUGUCAAGAUUUUCUAAAAAAUGUGGCAGGGUGAAUUUUGCUUAGGAAAACUGAAAGCUAAUCAGGGAAUGGUACUGAGUCAUUCUGUUUAUGACCUUAGGAUCAUUUGAACCACAUCUUCCCCUCCCCAGCUCUCCAAUGGAUCAACACGGUAUUUAUGAAGGCUGGGCUCUAAGCCCCAUUGAUUUAAUUGAGAAAUGCACUGCCAUCAUAAUAAAGAAUAAGACAGGUUCCUUUCCUGGGCUUGUGCUCUUGAAUUUACCCUGGGUAUUUCAUCUUCCUGAGAAACUUGAAAUCCAUCAUAAAUACACAGUAUGUUGAGCAGUGAACCCACUUCAUGUUACUCACUGCAUCAGGCUGUGGAUACACUUUACAAUGCACACUUCAGUCAUGCACUGAACAUCUUUAAUGAAGACACUAAGAUGCCAUAAUGAGCUAACUACCUAUAGCCAUUAGCAAUAAUUGAUCACUAAUAAUUGAUAAAUUUCUUAAUUUACUAAAUUAAUAAACUAUGUCUGUACUGCAUGACUACACAACAUUGACUGAACACCCCCAUCCCACCAAAUCCUGCUCCAACAUGCAUGGGGCUCAGUUUAACCCCUGAGGUGGAUUUUCAAGUUAGUGGCUUUUUUGUAUGAUCUAAGUCCCCGUGAUAUUACAGCCAAUACGAGAGUUUUGAAAGCUUAUCCAGGCAUUUCACUUGUUCAUAGGAGCCAUACUAAACCAAGGAAUUUCCUAGGCCUUCUCCUCCAAGGCCUUUCUUCCAAUAGCCAUGAAACAGGGAGCAAAUGUCUGUCAAGAGCCCUUGAUGGUUUCCCUUCUACCAGGCUGGUCAAACCAGCAAAGUCCAACAGCCACUGAAUGACAUUCCACUUGCUGGCAGUUUACAUUUCCUUUGUUUUUCUUAG